Messenger RNA from Penicillium brevicompactum, 366 nucleotides. RefSeq names its product coiled-coil-helix-coiled-coil-helix domain-containing protein. The transcript is spliced from 4 exons. The record is from RefSeq and is a predicted model, not a curated record. Gene Ontology annotation, cellular component: mitochondrial intermembrane space. Lineage: Eukaryota; Fungi; Ascomycota; Eurotiomycetes; Eurotiales; Aspergillaceae. The coding region runs from base 1 to 366 and encodes 121 amino acids. Gene Ontology annotation, biological process: mitochondrial respiratory chain complex IV assembly.
AUGAGUUUCGGAGCUCCCGGAGGUGGUUCAGUGAACUACAAGCCCACGCCGCCUGAGCGUGGUAGCUUUCCCCUUGACCACGAAGGAGAAUGCAAGCACAUUAUUUCGGGAUACUUGAAGUGUAUCAAGCUCAACAGAGGCACCAACGACGAGGCGUGUCGCAAAUUGGCCAAGGAUUAUCUCGCCUGUCGAAUGGACAAUCAGUACUGGCGGAACGAAUUGCUGAUUGUGUCUCUGCAACUUAGGAACCUCAUGGCGCCAGAUAGCUUCGAUAACUUGGGCUUAGUGUUCAAAGGCGACGAGGGGAAAGACCAGAAUUCCGCCCCACCAGCCACCAAUACGAAUCAAACGGAAACCAAGAAGUGA